CCUAGCAGGCACUAAAAACCCCACCUGAAAAGAAAAAGGAAAAACCCUAGCGUAGGGUUUUUCAGAACGUUGCGUUUGAAUUGAGCUUCUAACCGUUGUUUCUCAGCCUCUCUGCAACCUCCGGAAACACCCAGAAAGAGAAAGACAGUACUUUUGGAUAUGUCUGCAAUAAAGAGCGAGUCCAUGGACUCUCUCAUGGCUUCACUGUCAACGGGCUUUGGGAAAUUGCCUCCGGCGGCUAUUCCAGCAAUGUUGGAUUGCAUAUUGGCUUCCACUGGCUUAUCUCCACCGUCCCUCUUCGCCUCCCUUCUCGAUGCUUUCCCUACUCUCAUUAAGGAUAUUAUCAAGGAGGAUCAGAAGUUGGGGUCUGACGGGUGUAACUAUCUUACAUCGUUGGUGGUUGCACUUUGUCACCUUCUAAAGAAAUUUGGGGCCAAUAAUAUUGCUUUGCAAUCAUUUAUGUCGAGAAGCUUUAUUCCUUUGUUGAAGAUAGUCCAUGCCUCUGACCGUGAAGUGCUUAACCAGAUUGCCGAAUCGUUCAUUGAUGUUGUGAUUGGGACUGAUUCCUGGGCUGUUGUGGAGGAAACCUUGGUGCAGUUUUUUCUGAGAUAUGUUGAUCUUUCUACGGGUAUGCUUCAAAGCAAAGGAUCGGAUGUCUUUGAGUCCUCGGUUUUCCAGGGUUUAAAUGACCUGACAAAUGAUGUGGGAGUGGUAAAAGAACACAUGAUGUCUCCAUCUGGACCCUUUCCAUUACCAAUAUCAUGUCAUAUUGUAACCUUAAUGCUGGAUGCUGCCCUUCGAAGCCUGCAAGCAGCCCCAAUCUCAGAGUUUCUGGUGGCACAUGGGUCUUAUGCAGAAAAGUUUGCUGCCAAUUUGAUUUGGGAUCUUUGUAAUGUGACUGAAGGACUGCUUGUACAAAGUGUGGAACAUCGGUCCUGUGCGAUUGGCUUUUUUCUCCCAAUUAUUUUCAAAGCAUUUGUUUCCUACCAGUAUGUUGAAAUCUCAAUUCAUGGGCAGACAUGUAAACUUUCCAGGAAGUGUUUCCUAAAGAAAAUUUGGAAGUGCUGCAGAAAACUCUUUUCACUUGGACCUUUAGAGAGAAGAGAUGCCUAUAAUACACUCUCUCUGUAUUUGUCUUUUUUCCCCUGUACAGAAGAAUAUGAAGAUGUUGACACAAGUGGAAGUGUGGAAGCAUUCGACAUAAGAGCUGAAAAAGAAUUUUGGGAUGAAAUUAGAAGAGGAUUGGUUGAUAAGGAGGGCUUAGUGAGGAAGCAGUCGUUACAAAUAUUGAAGAAUGUACUACACUUAAAUGGAGGGAGCCAACCCUCUUCUGGUGAUUCAGAGCUGAAAUUGCAUGAAAGAGGACAAAUCCCUCAUGGUAUGACUAAGAGGGAAUUGUGGGCUGAUAAGGAAGCGAAGUCAAUGGGUGUAGGGAAAAUCUGCAACACAGCCGAUCUAUAUUCAAACAGCCAGCAGCAGUGGGAGGCAUUUAUACUUCUAUAUGAGAUGCUCGAAGAGUAUGGUACUCACUUGGUUGAAGCAGCGUGGAAUCACCAGGUAUCAUUGUUGCUUCAAUUCUCUAUGUCACAUGUUAAUCUGGCAAGCUCUGUCAAUGGAGUUCAUCAAAGCCAGAUCGAAGCUUCGGGUGAGGUCUUUAAUUGGCUAUCAAUUCUUUGGGAACGGGGCUUUUGUCACGAUAAUCCUCUUGUUAGAUGCUUGAUUAUGCAGUCAUUUCUGGGAAUUGAGUGGAAACACUAUGGAAACUGUGCAAAAUCCGUGCCUGAAACUUUUGUUCUUGGUCCAUUCAUGCAAGGGUUGAAUGAUCCGGUGCACCACAAAGAUUUUGGUGUAAAAGGAGUCUACUCAUCCAGGAUAAUUGAAGGUGCAGCCUGGUUUUUACACCAAUAUACAAGUUGCCUGAAUAAGAGGAAACAGAUUGCAUUUUUGUGCAAUUUAGCAUCGGUUGCUAAAUGGCAAUCUUUCUGCAGAGCUGGAUUGGUGGGUCUUUCUGAAUGCAUUGCCUCAGCUGCUAGUGGAAGUAACGGUGAAGCAAAGUGGCAUGAGGAUGCUUUUCUUGACAUGGUUGAAGUGGAAAUUUCUUCUGAAAGUUUUCCUCAUCAUGAUAAAACAGUUUUACUGGAUGUUUUGAGAUUUGUUAUUGAGAGCAGCAAACAACAUUUCAAUCCUAAUUAUCGUUUUCGAGUUUGUGACAAAAUCCUUGAGGCUGCUGCUUCAACGGUGUGUACAUUUGAAGUGCCACUGGAGAUACUUUUGCACUUCAUUUCAGCACUGCCAAGAGAAUUUACGGAUCAUGGUGGUUCAUUAAGAGUAAAAGUACAAGAAUGGCUUUCAGGGUGUGGUAAGAAGCAUUGUAGUGCAAAUUGCUGCAAUACUGAGGUGAAGCUUUUGAAGAGUCUUCAUGACUUCCCCAAAACGUUUACAAGUUGUACUUAUCUUAUUGAUGCUUCUCUUACUUACAAUGAUGAAGACUUGGAUGCAUGGAAAUGUGAAGCAAAAAGAUGGGCAAGAGUGCUUUUCCUUGCAGUCAAGAAGGAUCAUCAAUUAACACCUUUAUUUACGUUUAUUCAAAAUCAUGGUGCUAAUAUUUGCAAACAAAACAAUGAUAUGGAGUGGAUACCUGUGAAGUUUCUUAUCAUCACCUUGAGCUUGGUUAUGGAGCUUCAAAUAAUGCAAGAAAGAGCUGCUGAAUGUGGUAACAAAGUUCAAAGCAGAUCAGAAUCUAGCGUGCUUGAGACAGUGGUUCGAUUCAAUUAUGGAGAAGCAGCCAUUUCAUUUGAGAAGUUUCCCAAGAUUUUUCUUCUUAUAUUGGAGGAACUGAUCUCAUUUGCAAAUAUGUCUUGUUCCAUAUUUUCAUUCAGCACUGGGACGGAGGACAAGGCUCUGCCUAGUUCUGUAAGAGGAAAACUUGGAGGCCCUAGUCAACGCCGGUUGUCAUCUUCCACCACCGCUGCCGUACUGCAAGCAGAAACAGCCAUGAAGUCUGUUGCAGCCAUCUUAUCAUGGUGUGCACAGUUUAAAAGUGAUGUUUCAGUAGAUUUUACUUUCAGCUUUUUGUGGAAGUUCUUCUUGAAGACUAUUACACCUCCAUCUUGUGAUUCAGAGGCUGGGGCAGAAAUCUGUCUUGCAGCAUAUGAAGCAUUAGCUCCUGUUCUCAGAGCAUUAGUGUCUGUCUUUUCUCUUCAAGUUUUGGAUACUAUCAGGGAAAAUGAUAAAGUCCUGCUGCCUAAAGUAGAAGGCGCGCCUCUAUUAGAUUCCUUGGCUCUUUCGUUUCUUCAAAACAUCAAUAAUCUCCUUAAUGUUGGAGUUUUGGCAAGGGGACGCCGUGCAGUUCUAAUGAAUGCAAAGUGGCUGUGCCUAGAAUCUCUUUUGUCAAUUCCAAGCUAUGCUCAUGUGAGUGGGCUUCAUUUAGAGGACACUAAUGGUUUUUUCUCAGAUGCGAUUCUCAGAUUGAUUUUUACAGACCUUGUUGAGAGCCUCGAGAAUGCUGGGGAAGUCUCUGUUUUAUCCAUGCUGAGAUCAGUCAGAUUGGCUUUGGGGCUAUUUGCUAAUGGAACAUUUCAUUCUGUUUCCUCAUGCAAUGGUUUGGAUGUCCAGAUGAUGUGGCAUUUGGUUCGUUCCUCUUGGAUAUUGCAUAUCAGCUGCAACAAGCGGAGGGUUGCACCUAUUGCUGCACUUCUGUCUUCUGUUUUGCAUUGCUCAGUCUUUGGUGAUGAGAAAAUGCAUGUAGCUAACAGUGAACCUGGGCCUCUCAAGUGGUUCAUUGAAAACGUUAUUGAGGAAGGCAAAAAAAGUCCUCGCACAAUCCGUCUUGCAGCAUUACACUUGACAGGGCUCUGGCUCUCAAAUCCCAGGACUAUUAAGUACUACAUGAAAGAGCUCAAACUGCUAUCUCUCUAUGGUUCUGUUGCUUUUGAUGAGGAUUUUGAAGGUGAAUUGGCAGACAAUUUUGAUGCAAGGUCUGAAGUGUCAUUAUUGGCAAAAAGCACUAGCCCUGAGUUGACUGAAGCAUUUAUCAACACGGAGUUGUAUGGACGUGUUUCGGUUGCUGUUCUGUUUUACAAGCUAGCUGACUUGGCUGAUAUGGUGGGAUCGAAGAAUGAAACUGAAGAUUGCCAUGCUGCUUUGGAGUCAGGAAAAUUAUUUUUGCAGGAGCUUCUUGAUUCUGCGGUAAAUGACAAGGACCUUGCGAAGGAUUUGUAUAAAAAGUACAGUGCGAUCCACAGGCGCAAAAUACGUGCUUGGCAGAUGAUAUGCGUCUUAUCACGAUUUGCUCGUCAAGACAUAGUUGGGCAUGUUACACGAAGCUUGCAUAUAUCCCUCAGUAGAAACAACUUACCUGCUGUCCGCCAAUACCUGGAGACAUUUGCAAUAAAUAUUUACUUGAAGUUUCCAUCGUUGGUGGGGGAGCAAUUAGUUCCUAUAUUACGAGAUUAUGACAUGAGGCCUCAGGCGCUCUCUUCUUAUGUAUUUAUAGCAGCUAAUGUCAUCCUCCACGCAUCUGAAGCCAGGCAUUUGAAUGAGUUACUUCCUCCUAUAGUUCCAUUUUUAACGUCACAUCAUCACAGCUUACGUGGUUUCACCCAGUUGCUAGUGUACCAAGUUAUUUGCAAACUGUUUCCUACAUCGGAUUCUGGAGCGUCUCAGAUAAUACCUUUAGAGAAAAGAUGUUUUGAGGAUUUGAAAGCAUACCUGGCAAAAAACUCUGAUUGUGUGCGCUUACGAGCAUCAAUGGAAGGAUAUCUUGAUGCCUAUAAUCCCAAAAGUUCUGUCACUCCAGCUGGAAUUUUCAUCAAUCGUGUUGAGGAACUUGAGUUUGAAUGCGUACCCAUAUCCCUUAUGGAGCGAGUGCUCACCUUUCUAAAUGACGCCAGGGAAGACCUUAGAUGUUCAAUGGCAAGGGAUGUGGUGACUAUAAAGAAUGAGAGCAUGAGAAUUGAUGGAGAUCCUGACUGCAUGGAGCCGUCAUGUAAUGCCAAAGAAGAAAAAUUGCUUAGCCAGCUGCCCAAAGAUGCUUGCUUGGAUUUUCAAAAGAAGGUUACUCUCUCUAAACAUGAGAAGAAAGACAACGAUGCUAGUUCCUUCUUCGGCAACAAAGAAUCUUACAAACAACUUGUUGCAGAAAUGGAGAAGGAUGAUCAGCUUCUAGAUCAGUUCUUUCAGUCUAGAAGUCUAGCUAUGGAAAGAAUAAGAGCUAGUCAGCAACCUCUUAUCCUAGUAGCAUCACUGCUUGAUCGUAUACCUAACCUUGCUGGAUUAGCACGGACAUGUGAGGUUUUUAAGGCAUCAGGAUUGGCCAUUGCGGAUGCAAACAUAUUACGUGAUAAACAGUUCCAACUCAUCAGUGUGACAGCAGAGAAGUGGGUUCCUAUCAUAGAAGUUCCCGUGAAUAGUGUGAAGGUAUUCCUAGAGAAAAAGAAACGAGAAGGGUUCUCUAUAUUGGGAUUAGAGCAAACUGCAAAUAGUAUACCUCUUGACCAGUAUGUCUUUCCCACAAAGACGGUCCUAGUCCUCGGACGUGAAAAGGAGGGUAUACCUGUGGAUAUAAUACAUAUCUUGGACGCUUGCAUUGAGAUCCCACAAUUGGGGGUUGUUAGAUCUCUCAAUGUUCAUGUCAGUGGUGCCAUUGCUGUCUGGGAGUAUACUCGGCAGCAACGAUCCCAAUAGAUCUUUUAUACACAUUAAUUUGUCUUUCAACAAUACUCAGGAAUCUUGAUCCAAUACCUCAGUUACAAAUGAUUUACAGGCCACAAACUUCGUUGUAUUUGUAUUACAUUCAUUUGUAAAUAUCCUAUAAUCAAACUAUCUCAUUCUUGGUCUA
This is a messenger RNA of Corylus avellana, 5839 nucleotides long. Its product is annotated as tRNA/rRNA methyltransferase (SpoU) family protein. Gene Ontology annotation, biological process: tRNA methylation. NCBI's taxonomy places the organism in Eukaryota, Viridiplantae, Streptophyta, Magnoliopsida, Fagales, Betulaceae. Gene Ontology annotation, molecular function: RNA binding; tRNA (guanine) methyltransferase activity. The record is from RefSeq and is a predicted model, not a curated record.